Molecule: messenger RNA, 3374 nt
Organism: Chelmon rostratus (copperband butterflyfish)
Lineage: Eukaryota; Metazoa; Chordata; Actinopteri; Chaetodontiformes; Chaetodontidae
Gene: cyria
Product: family with sequence similarity 49 member A
Exons: 12
Coding region: 202-1173 (323 amino acids)
Biological process (GO): regulation of actin filament polymerization
Molecular function (GO): small GTPase binding
Source: RefSeq, a predicted model, not a curated record
GGGGUGCGCACUGAAGCCGUUGUUGUGUGUUGCUGCUGGGGGACAGGCAGAGCUGCCAAGGUCGGUGAAAGUACUGCUGAGACCAAGACUUCGGUCCAUAACACCCUUAAAAGUAUUACCUCAAGAGACAUACAGGGAUAACGAGAAAGCGGAUGAUAUAGACAGCAACCCGAGGUCCUCCACCAGAGAAGGUUUGCUGGAAUGGGUAACCUGCUAAAAGUCCUAACAAGGGAAAUAGAGAACUAUCCACACUUUUUCCUGGACUUUGAAAAUGCACAGCCGACAGAAGGAGAGCGUGAGGUGUGGAACCAGGUGAACUCAGUCCUCCAGGACUCUGAGAGCAUCCUGUCUGGGCUGCAGGCGUACAAAGGAGCGGGCCAGGAGAUCAGAGAUGCAAUUCAAAACCCCAGCGACUUCAUGCAGCAGGAGCGAGCCUGGAACUCAGUCUGCCCACUGGUCAUCAAACUCAAGAAGUUCUACAGUUUCUCUAUCAGAUUAGAGGAGGCUCUGAAGAGUUUGUUGGAGUGCCUGACAUGUCCGCCCUUCACGCCCACUCAGCACCUGGAGAGGGAGCAGGCGCUGGCCAAACAGUUCGCUGAGAUCCUCCACUUCACUCUGCGCUUUGAUGAGCUGAAGAUGAGAAUUCCUGCCAUCCAGAACGACUUCAGCUACUACAGAAGAACCAUCAAUCGAAACCGGAUCAACAACAUGAAUUUGGACAUUGAGAAUGAAGUCAACAAUGAGAUGGCCAACAGGAUGUCUCUGUUCUACGCCGAAGCCACGCCCAUGCUGAAAACACUCAGCAACGCGACCACGAACUUUGUGACAGAGAACAAGACUCUUCCACUGGAGAACACAACAGACUGUCUGAGCACCAUGGCCAGCGUCUGUAAAGUCAUGCUGGAGACGCCGGAAUAUUCGAGUCGUUUCAGCAGCGAGGACACACUCUUGUUUUGCAUGAGGGUCAUGGUCGGAGUCAUCAUUCUUUAUGACCACGUCCACCCCAACGGCGCCUUCAACAAGUCCUCCAAGAUCGACAUGAAAGGCUGCAUAAAAGUCCUGAAGGACCAGCCGGCAGACAACGUAGAAGGCCUCCUGAAUGCCCUCAAGUUCACCACGAAACACCUGAAUGACGAGUCCACUCCGAAGAACAUCCGGACGAUGCUCCAGUAAUGCUUGUUCUUUUUUUAUAUAAAUAGAUAUGAAGAGGAUCAAUGCUCUGACCUCAAAUAAGAUGUAUAUGUUUACAUUAUUUAAAAAGACUUGAUGUUAAUACUUGUGUGUAUUUGCAUAGUCAUUCCCUCCAAGCUAUUGAAAUCUGUAGAACGUCUACCUUCUUCUUCUUCUACUUUGCAAAAAAAAGUAUGAAAGCAUCACAUGAGUUGCCUCUAUGGUUAAGAGCUGUCAAAGCACAAAUGAUGGAUGCCUAUCAGCCUUAUAUAGUAACUGAGCUUUGCAAGCAGCACUUGGACAGAAAUGAAAAAGGCAGCAUAAAAAUGUCCUUUGAUGACUCUCUUCAAUCUUUUAUUUGACAAUGGAAUUAAUUUAGUGUACAGGUUGUCGUCAAAUGCAGCUUGAUUUUUGAAGCAAGAUAAAUCUUUUUUGGUAAGAGUGAGCGUUUUUAAAUCCUGACGCAGGUUCUCAUUUCUAUCAGUGAAAAUUCAUCAAGUAUUAAAACAAGUGAAGUUGUUUCUGGGUUUUCACUUGAGAUUUAAUGACAAUAUGAAAUCAAUGUAAAGAUGGAUGUCGCAGUGAAGGGCUAGAUAUUGAGAGCAGAUAAGGGAUUGAUCAGUUUGAUGUACGUAUUGCUAAAAGCAUUUGGGUGUUUUCUCUUGCAUUUGUCUUGUUUUUAGACUCCAACCUUGUGCAACUGUUCAAAUAAAUCCACUGUGAACAUAAGACUUACUUUGCACAUCCAGUAAGAUCCAGUGUGUCAAAGUGUGCUUUAACUUGGAGGUUUUGCUGAGUUAGAAGGCCUUGAUGAUGAAACCCGAAACCCACCAAAUGUAUUAUUUCAUUGUUUCGUCGCAUGCUUUGCCAUGUUUUAAGUGACAUUUUGUGGCUUUUGUAUUAAACAGAAAAUGCAUUUUGCUAAAAAGGCCAAAAAGUCUUUAAUUCUGAUUAAAUGACGUGCUUCUUCAAAGGAACACAUUUUUAAAGAGAAUACUUUUUAUCUCUUCCUUAAAGUUUUUCAUUCUUUUUAAAAAAGACUCUGUUUAGCCCUCUAGAAAUAGACCCAGAUGGGUCUUCACUGGCGAGGUUUCCUUUUUAAACAUGAACUUUGAUGUUGUUUAACAUGUUAAAAACUACAUUUUCAGUUUAUUAAGCCUUCUAUACAUCAAACUACACCCAGGACCGUUUCAUCGCCUCAGAAUUUGAAAUAACAAACACUUCGAGCUUUGCCUGAAAUUGGACUGCUGGUUUAAGAUUUAAUGGCUUGUAAAACUUCUGUUUGCCUUCACCUCUCGUGUUUAUGAUCAUUAUCACUAAUCAUAGCCAAUAUGAGGAUCUGUUGUCUAUCACUGAUAUCACCCGUCAUCCUACUAACAUCUCGACGUGGAUAUUCCUGACAGUCGCUAACAUUAACCUCACCUGGUCAGACAAUCUCAUCAUCCACGACUGCUGUACGCUGCUGUACGUUCAGCUGUGGCUCAUUUUUACUGUUAUAUCUGAAAGUCGAUGGAUAAGCAAGUCAUGAACACUUGGACCCGUUGUUAAGACACGUGUUAUAAAACCCUCUACUAACUGAGCAGAUGUCUUCAAUAUGGAAGUGUGUGUGUCUCAUCAUCAUGGAGCACAACAUUGCCUUAAAGACGUAACCUGUGAAACCUGUAAGACAAUACAGAAGUACUUUCUCUUUAUUUCAUCCAUAAGCCAUAUAUAUAAAGAACAAUACACAUCAACAUCCAGUUAAUUAACAGAUAUCUACUGUUCAGUCUGUUGUUUAUUUUUUGACCCUCUUGUAUUUAGUAAUAUAUACGUGUGUGAGCCAUACUUUGAAUGCAAUGUUUUAUAUGCAAUGAGUGAAAACUGUACAUGGACGAGACUUGGAGCGAGGUGUACGUAUGAUACGGAUAUUUCAUAUCUGACUGAAGUAGCUUUUUUUUUUUUUUUUAAAUGAAAAAUCACAUCUUCUGUCAUGAUUGAUGUACACAAAGCUUCCCUCUCUGCCCAGGAUAUGCUACUGUGUGUCGAAUCCAACAUGUUGUUCUGAAUACUGGGACAAAAUCAGUUUGUUCUUUUUUGUCUUAAACUGACAGCUCUUGUUUAAUAUUUUUGGAGCUCAGACUUAUUGUUUAUAUAAAUUGCUUUGGCUUUGUAUUGCGUAUUGAAUGGGAUGUGUGGAUUGGAUAAUAAAGGUGGUACAUUUCUUA